UAGUUUUUGCCUUCAACCGUCUUUUUCUUUAUCUUCUUGUUAUCAUUAUUACUGUUUUCUUUUCUUUUACAUCUUCUUGUUAGGAAAGCAUAAACUCCUUAUCUGAAACAAGGCUUUAGAAUGUCGCUGUUGUUCCUCUCAAGUGGUGGCCCUUUUUUUCCCCCUUUUAUUUUUUCCGCGCAUGAUUCCUCGAACCCAUCUGCUCUAAUACUCGUCCCAAAGACAUUUUCUUUACACCCCUCCAAUUUUAAUAUGGAUGGUCCGCAUCAGAAGUAGGGAUGGCCUGCAAGAUAUUAGAAAUUCGCUAGCUUUUGCUCCAGUCUUGGGAUUCAAAUUUUGCAUUCUUUUUUUUUUAACAGCUUUCUACUGUUCGAUGUUGCCUGUUUCAUUUCAUGUAGAUUAACCAUCCUAGCUGAAUCUUGUGUUCAUUUUUAUUGGUUUAUACUUUAAACCACAAUUCGGUGUUUCCUUGUCACGAUUUACCUCUGAAAUAUUGGCUUCCACUGUUUCGUUCUUUCUUGUGCACUCAAACCUCUCUAACUUUGUGAUUCUCAUUCCAACUGCUCUUGUAUCCAGGUAAAUUAACUGCGCGGCCAGGAGGAGUCAACAUGGGACUGCAUCAAAAGUCUACCAGAACAACGGCAACAAAGGAUUUUCUGGGGGUACUUCCAGAUGGAAUUCUGUCCAAAAUCAUCUCGAGGCUUACGCUAAAAGAGGCAGUAAGGACUAGUAUCUUGUCGAAAAGUUGGAGAGCCAUUUGGACUAGUCACCCCUGCCUAUUGUUUGAUUCGGCCAGCAUACUCGGGAACAAAAUUCAUUCCAAAAGCAUGUCCUGCUGUUUUGGUGAACCUGACAGGCAGUUGCAAAGGCUUCACUUUGUGGAAAAGGUUGAUCACCUUAUGCAUCAGCGUCGAAGAGGUCUGAGGAUAGACUCUUUAGCCAUACACUUCCACUUAGGUAAAGAGUUCGCUUCUCACAUCAGUGAGUGGAUUGAAUGCGCAUUUGCUAAGGGAGCUGAGAUCAUUGACCUUGAUCUGUCCGAAUCAUGUAGUUUUAAAGUAGAUAACGUGCCCCUAGCUGAAUUCGAGCGUUAUACAUUUUCCUGCUCGCUUCUUGCAUCCCCUAAUGUUAGAUGUACUCUAAAGCAUCUCCGACUGACCUGCUGUAAUUUUGAUUCUGUUCCCACUCCUGGCAGCCUGGCCUCUCUGACCACCGCUGAACUACGGGACGUUAAUAUCAGUGAUCAGCAACUAGAGAAUUUCUUGUUGACCUGUUUACGUCUUGAAAAUUUGAGUUUGCUUGCCUGCACCAACCUUGUGAAACUUAAAUUCUCCUGUCCAAAAUUUCGUCUUAAGAUUCUAAGCAUACAGAAUUGCCCUAGAUUAGACAGCAUUGAACUUGGUCCGGAGAGUCUUACCACAUUUGAAUAUACCGGUGAAUUAGCCACUUUUUCCUUCAAAUAUGCCCCAAGGUUAACAGAUAUGUAUCUGAGUUUCACGGGUCAUAACAGACAAGAUGGUGUGAGCUCUGCACUCUCGAGGUUUGCUUGUGAUAUACCUCACUUGCGGACUUUAAAUCUGGUCUCAGUACUGGGCAUGAAGACACCAGAGCUGCCAGACAAGGUGCUAAACUUUACUAAUGUCCAGGAGCUAAUCCUUACGGUUUUUCCUUUCCACGAUGAAGACAAAUUUGAUUGGAUUAUUUAUGUGCUGAAGACCUUCACUUCGUUGCGCAGUCUCCAACUCAAUUUGUUUUCUCCAAGCUACAUCAGAAAAUCAAAUAUUUCACCAAGGCAGCUUCCUGAAUGCACUCAUAGGCACCUGACUAAGUUGGAAAUAAAUGGAUUCUAUGGUAGUCCGCAUGAAAUUGAGCUGCUGGAAUACCUGCUUGACAAUUUGGUUGAACUUGGAGUGCUCUUCAUUAACCCAUGCCGCAAGAUAUACAAGAGAUUCAACCGGUGGGAUUCCGAAGUAGCAAGUAAUUCCCACAAAAUUAGGCCUGAGGUUGUGGAAUGGAUUCAUGAUAACGUAUCUCCAACCAUACAGCUGCACGUAUUGUGACAUUGGGUCGUCCUCUAAGCUAUAGCUGUAAUUUAUGGAUGUGUAUAUCAUCUUCUUCUAAAAAACAAAAAAAACCACCUGUGAAAGCUUAUGUUCUAGUAUGACAAAGUUUGCCCAUUAUCCUAGAAAAGCGAUAGUUUAUCUUGGGGGAGUGGUAGUUAAUUAGAUGUGGAGUCGUUGUAGGGGAACAAGUUGUUAAUUAUCUUUCUGAAGAAGGAUAUAUCUGAUGAUACAUUAAGUGACACAUUUUGUUUAUGCCAACCUAUCUCCAAUGUUAUACAAAUAAAAAGGGUUAAUCACAU
Messenger RNA from Coffea arabica (coffee), 2362 nucleotides. NCBI's taxonomy places the organism in Eukaryota, Viridiplantae, Streptophyta, Magnoliopsida, Gentianales, Rubiaceae. The record is from RefSeq and is a predicted model, not a curated record.